Molecule: messenger RNA, 2179 nt
Organism: Phialemonium atrogriseum
Lineage: Eukaryota; Fungi; Ascomycota; Sordariomycetes; Cephalothecales; Cephalothecaceae
Product: amidase signature enzyme
Exons: 1
Coding region: 310-1977 (555 amino acids)
Source: RefSeq, a predicted model, not a curated record
GACGAGGCCGCGAAGUUGCCUCUAGGCACAUCGCUCGCAACCUGGCCUUAGAUCUUGGUGUUUCCCCUGCGCCCGGAAUCCGGCGUCAUUCAGACAUCGCUCGGAAAGAUGGUGGUGAGGAUUCUAGUCAAGACAUUCAAUUGUUUAAGGGAUGUUGUCCAGGUGUCCUAACGAUUAAGAUCUCGGCAACUGGGUAGACUCCACUUUGCGAAUCCAACCCAUCAAUAGGUGGUUUCCAUCGCUCGAGAGUCAUCCACAAUCCGUGCCCGAGGGUAGAUCUUGAAGCUGCGGUUUGGGAAAGCUGAGAAGAUGAUAGGACUCGGGCAUCUUCGCUGGUGGUCUAAGGAAGCCCUCGCUCUGAUCAGUCUGCUCGUCUCGGCGGGAUCCCCGCUCUCGACCGACUCAUUUGACGUGCGAGAGGCCACCAUUGACGGAGUUCACGAUGUGCUCUUCACAGGACUCCAUUCGUGCCGCGAGAUAGUCUCCUCGUUUAUUUCUAGGGUUGAGGAGUUCAAUCCCACAGUGAAUGCUGUCAUCAGCUUAAAUCCCGACGCGCUCUCGAUCGCAGACCAGAUGGAUGCUCAGAUAGCCUCGGGCAAUGCCACCGGCUCCUUGUUUUGCAUCCCAACCUUGCUGAAAGACAAUUUCGAUGCCAUUGGAAUGAACACGACUGGAGGAUGCCUAGGUCUGGCUGGCAAUCGGCCGACUACCGAUGCUCGAGUGGUAGAAGCUCUCAAGAAAGAGGGAGCCAUCAUCCUGGGGAAGGCUAACCUUCAUGAAUUCGCCCUCGAGGGCUUGACGGUGUCAUCUCUUGGAGGACAGACGGUUAACCCAUAUGACCUCACUCGAACCCCGGGAGGCAGCAGUGGCGGGACCGGGGCAGCAAUCGCGGCCAACUUCGCCAUCCUCGGGACGGGGACAGACACUGUCAAUAGCCUGCGCAGCCCGGCCAGUGCCAACUCCCUCUUCAGCUUUCGCCCGACAAGGGGUCUAAUCACGAGGGCAGGAGUCAUUCCAGUCAGCUACACCCAGGACACCGUUGGCUGCAUGGCUCGAAAUCUCAAGGAUCUGGCCGUUGCCCUCAACGUCAUGGCGAGUGCCGGCCUCGAUCCCGCAGACAAUGCCACAACCCUGGCUCCUCCUGAGAUCAGGAUCAAAGAUUAUACGGCUGCCCUGGACGGAGGAAGCCUCAAAGGCCUUCGCCUCGGUCUUCUGAAUGGCUUUUUCAACCUCACGGCCUCGGAGGAAACAACGCCCGUUAACAACAUCCUGGCCCACAUUGUGUCGACCUUUGAAUCUGCAGGUGCAGAGGUCAUCAAUAUCACCGAGUCCAUAUACAACGCCACCGCCAUAUCUGCCGCCCUUGACGUCCAAACCUCAGAGUACCGGGAGUCCCUGAAUAGCUAUCUCUCCGAACCCAGUAUCACCAGCGACCGCCCGGCCGACUUUGCAGACCUAUACGCCAGCGGCAGGUUCCUGGUCAUCCCCGCCCAGCACAGCUACAUCAACACUGCCCUGACCUCCUCGACAAGCGACGCGGGAUACCGCCUCAAGCAGCAGGGGAUCCGAGACCUGACAUCGGCGCUGCACGCGACCUUCGCCGCCAGCCGCCUCGACGCCCUCGUCUACCCGGAGCAGAAGAACCUGGUGGUCAGGCUCGGCUCGCCGUCGCAGAGCGGGCGCAACGGCAUCCUGGCCGCCCUGACGGGGAGCCCCGUCGUGACGGUCCCGGCCGGCCUGUCGCCGCCAUCGGCGGAGGCGCCGGCCGGCGUGCCCGUAGGCCUCGAGAUCCUGGGCCUGCCGUGGACCGAGGACAGGCUGCUGAACAUCGCCAGGCACGUCAGCGAACUCGUGCCCGUGCGGAGGAUGCCGCCGUUUGCGAAUGCGAGCGUCGAGACGAGGGGCUAUGCUGCGGUCCCGGUCAUUAGGCCUGAUACUGAUGGCAUACCGGCUGCGUAUCCGGUCGGAGUGUUCUAGGCGCACACUUUGGUUUGAUCUGGGGCGCUAUCUCGGUCGCAGUCACUGAUGUGGCGAAAGAAAGAAGACGGGUAAAUUGACCCUGCGUUCAUCUCACACCAUGGAAUGCGCCUCCACAGGGGCAAUGGCAGAUAAGGCAGGAUAUCAUCUCGAUUCAAGGGGUAUAAGAACCCUCCCUAUGCCUCCGCAAAUAAUAUCGCCG